Aedes albopictus (Asian tiger mosquito) is the source of this 1356-nucleotide messenger RNA. RefSeq lists its product as uncharacterized. Gene Ontology annotation, biological process: DNA integration. The record is from RefSeq and is a predicted model, not a curated record. Gene Ontology annotation, molecular function: nucleic acid binding. The transcript has a single exon. The coding region runs from base 1 to 1356 and encodes 451 amino acids. NCBI's taxonomy places the organism in Eukaryota, Metazoa, Arthropoda, Insecta, Diptera, Culicidae.
AUGACGAAAGCAAGCCCGUUGUACACCUUGACCCCUUUCUUGGAUGACCACGGAGUUGUUAGAAUGGGAAGUCGAAUCGAGGCAGCUCCAGAAGCCAGUUACUCUGCAAAAUACCCGAUCAUAUUAUCUAAACGUCAUCCCACUACGGCACUGCUGACGGAGGGUUUCCACCGACGAUACCUACAUGGAAAUAAUGAAACGGUCCACAAUGAAAUGAGACAGCAAUAUUACAUCUCCGGUCUGCGGGCCCUGAUUCGUAAGACCUCCCGAGGAUGUCAGGUAUGUAAGAUCAAAAAGGCGAUCCCUCAGCCUCCAAUCAUGGCUCCACUGCCCAGGGUUAGGCUCACACCGUUUGUGCGGGCCUUCACGUACGUUGGUGUUGACUAUUUCGGUCCGUUGGAGGUGAAGGUUGGGCGAAGCAUAGUGAAGAGAUGGGCAGCUCUAUUCACUUGUUUGACGGUUAGAGCUGUCCAUUUGGAGCUUACCCAUAGUCUCUCGGCGAAAUCGUGUAUUAUGGCCUUUCGCCGGUUUGUGGUCAGGCGAGGAGCCCCUCUCGAAGUAUAUUCGGACAAUGGGACCAAUUUCGUUGGGGCUAGCCGUCAACUGUCUGAGGAAUUGAAAACAAUUCAGGAUAUCAACUCGCAGUGUGCUUCGACCUUCACCAACACCUACACCACGUGGCAUUUCAACGCCCCCGCUGCUCCCCACAUGGGUGGGCCGUGGGAACGUUUAGUGAGGUCGGUGAAAACAGCGAUGAAGGCCAUCUUGGACUGUCCCCAGUACCUUAGCGACGAAGUUCUCGAAACUGUUCUGCUAGAAGCCGAAGGAAUAGUGAAUUCCCGACCACUUACAUACGUACCCUUGGAACAAGCCGACGACGAGGCCUUAACCCCGAAUCAUUUUCUUUUGUACGGGUCAACCGGGGUGAACCAGCCAGAAGGGCCAUUAUCAAUUGACGGAGAACAUCUACGAGAAGGACGAGCGUUAACACAGCGUAUUGUAAACGAUUUCUGGCGUAGGUGGGUACUUGAAUAUCUGCCCAUGCUCACAAGGCGCACCAAAUGGUUCGAAAAGGUAAAACCUCUUGAACCCGGUGAUCUAGUCGUAGUGAUCGAUGAGAAAGUAAGGAACAGUUGGACCAGGGGGCGCAUUCUGGACGUCGUGAAGGGAGCUGAUGGACAAGUACGGCGGGCAACAGUGCAAACCGCUAAAGGAAUUCUCUCCAGGGGUGCUGUGAAGCUCGCAUUGCUUGAUGUGAAGCCUGGAAGUACAUCGGUUACUGGAGACGAUCAUCCGGCUAAUGGGACAGCUCACGGGCGGGGGGAUGUUGCUGUGACUGGGCACACUGGUACGUGA